This is a messenger RNA of Octopus bimaculoides (California two-spot octopus), 574 nucleotides long. Its product is annotated as small ribosomal subunit protein mS40. Gene Ontology annotation, cellular component: mitochondrion; ribosome. NCBI's taxonomy places the organism in Eukaryota, Metazoa, Mollusca, Cephalopoda, Octopoda, Octopodidae. Gene Ontology annotation, biological process: mitochondrial translation. The record is from RefSeq and is a predicted model, not a curated record. Gene Ontology annotation, molecular function: structural constituent of ribosome.
UGAAAGAGGUUGAGCAUGAUGAUGAUUAAUACAGUUUUUAUGAAAAGCUUGAUAUGUCCCAGCAGUCAGAGGUUGGUGACAAGUUGCUGUCAAUUACACCAGAAGGAGAAUGCAAAGACUUCAGCCAAAUCAUAUCCAAAUAAAAUAAUCAGAGCUUCUCCAGAAACCAGUAUACGUUACUUAGAGAGCAAUGCCUACAAAGAAACCUAUGGUGACAAGCUUGUGUGGGAGUUGUACAGAAGAAAUUUCAAGGGACAAUACCCUCCACCAACCAGAAAAAAGUGCAUUAGAGCUGAAUACAUAGCCACAGGUAAUCCCUGUCCAAUAUGUCGAGAUGAAUUCCUUGUUUUACACCACACGAAUGUGAAACUUUUGCAACAGUUCAUCUGUCCACAUAGUGGAGAAAUUCUUCCUUCAAUAAAAACUGGAAUUUGUCACCAAACAUUUAGAACACUUCAAAUAGAAGUAGCCAUUGCUAUUGAUCUAGGUAUAAUAGAAAUGGCGGUACCAUUUCGGAAAUACAACUACAGUGAUUACAUUGAUUGAAAAUAAAUAUUUCUCGACCAUUAGACAA